AUGACUGAGGUCUCGUCCACCCGACUCUAUCUCGGGAAUCUCCCCCGCAAUGUGACUAAACAGGAUAUCGAGGAACAUUUCAGCACCCAUGGUUCCGGAAAGAUUACAGAAAUCAAGCUCAUGAAUGGCUUCGGUUUCAUCGAAUACGAGGAUGCGAUGGAUGCUAGAGAUGUUGUACCCGACGGCAGUGACUUCAAAGGCGAGCGCCUCACCGUGCAAUUUGCCCGUGGACCGCGCCGCAAGGAGAACUUCCCUGGCCCAAUGGACCGUCCCAACAUGCCUCGUCCGCGUCGCACGAUCUUUCGCAUGAUGGUUUCUGGACUCCCGGAAACAAGUUGGCAGGAUCUUAAAGACUUUGCACGUCAGUCUGGCUUGGACGUGGUUUACUCUGAAACUGGCCGUGAACUCGGCAGAGGAUUCGUGGAAUUCGAGACCGCCAACGACCUGAAGACGGCCAUUGAGAAGCUGGACGGACGUGAAUUCAAAGGCUCCCGCGUAACUUGCAUUGCCGAUAUUCAAACCUACCCGGAUGAACGUGCCAUUCGUGACCCGUACCGAUCUCGGUCCCCUCGUCGGAGUUACCCGCCCAUGGAUGAGUAUGACCGGCGGUUCCCUGCGCCGCGUGGCUACAGCCCCCGUGCUCACUAUCGGGAACGCUCCCCCAUCCCAAUUCGGAGGGACUAUUAUGACCGGGAUGGAUACGGACGCCGCACUCCUCCCCGUCCUCGGAUGGAAGACUACCCUCCCCCGCGACGUCCCUACGAUGACCCCUACGAUGUCCGCCCACCCCCACCACCUCGCCAUUAUGAUGACCCGUACGCCCCCCCUCGCCCUUAUGGACGGCCUCGUAGUCCACCUCGGGGCGAGUACAUGCCUUACGACCGCCGCGGAUACUGCGCAUGGCGGAUACCCAUUGUGCAUGCUUCCCCCCUUUGUUCUCUUGUUGAACUGGUUUCCCUUUCAUGGCCGCUCCGGAUGAGUUGA
Molecule: messenger RNA, 984 nt
Organism: Aspergillus vadensis CBS 113365
Lineage: Eukaryota; Fungi; Ascomycota; Eurotiomycetes; Eurotiales; Aspergillaceae
Product: putative pre-RNA splicing factor Srp2
Exons: 7
Coding region: 1-984 (327 amino acids)
Cellular component (GO): ribonucleoprotein complex; nucleus; cytoplasm
Molecular function (GO): mRNA binding
Source: RefSeq, a predicted model, not a curated record